Penaeus monodon (black tiger shrimp) is the source of this 1814-nucleotide messenger RNA. RefSeq lists its product as uncharacterized. Gene Ontology annotation, cellular component: Golgi membrane. The record is from RefSeq and is a predicted model, not a curated record. NCBI's taxonomy places the organism in Eukaryota, Metazoa, Arthropoda, Malacostraca, Decapoda, Penaeidae. The transcript has 2 exons. Gene Ontology annotation, biological process: GPI anchor biosynthetic process. Gene Ontology annotation, molecular function: glycosyltransferase activity. Bases 261 to 1388 code for a protein of 375 amino acids.
AACGCAGUGUGUAAACUGUUGGAGGUGUGUGUGUACGCUGAGUGACUAUGUAAAUAUGGUUAGUAAGGUGAAAGAAAAAGUGAGAAAACGUCUUGAAAUCAGUCCGUUUAAAACAAGAUAGCCUAAUCGCAGACUGUUUGUAUUGUAUAAAAUAAUAGAGGAGGCCACGAGUCAGCACCGUCCAUCAAACAGCAGCAGAGCAGACGUGAAAAUACAGAAGUCUUUUUUUAUAUAAGAGAAAUUUGAUCCUCACAGAAAACAUGUUUACACACAGACUCCUCUUUCCACUACUAUAUUUCUUGGUUGUCUUAAUCGUACUACCGAUAUUCACCAGCGAUAAAGUUUAUUCCAUGUUUUAUCAAGAUGACGUGUCCAAAAACGCAGAGGUAGAUCAGAUGAAACUUGGCUAUAGGAAAAAAGGAGUUCAUAAUUAUUUACGAAGUUUAGAUGCAGGUGCCACACUUGAAUAUUACGAGGACAAAUUAUCCGAGUCGGUUGACAACCUGAUAAUCAUUUUCGCAAGGAAGCCCAAACACGAUGACCUCCUCCUGUCGCAACUAGUAGCCGAAGUAGACCGGAAUAUUAGAAAGGAAAAGUUCUACAAAAGUGCCUUUUUCGUGUGUAACGUAACAAGAAUUAAUUUCCCAGAACUCGACCUCCUAUCUCGAAUUUAUCCCGUUCGGCAAGCCAAGAACACAACAAGCUGGAAGCUCUUCAAUCGCGAGGAAGUCAUCAAACACGACUUCGUGGAGUGCAUUACGCAUGCCUUAUCUGAGGCGAACGCCAAGCACUUGACCCUCCUUAGGGAUCACGUGAUUCCGUAUUCCGGGUUCCUGCAGGUGCUCAAUCAAGUCAUCAUGACGAGACUUAACCGCACGAUCAGCCGCGGGGAGCUCAUACCGGCGUACUCCUCGUGGCUCUUCCUCCACCUGCAGGAACCCGUCCCCUUCCGACACUACGAAUUCAGCCUCAGUUGCGUCUACGAACUGAUCCUUAUCUCAAGUAUCGGUGGACUCCUGUUCUUCUUGGUCUUCUGGUGGGUGGAAGAACCGCGCCAUUACCAUCUAGUGUCCGUACGACUAACCUACAUCUUCUACGGCGUCCUCUACUUCUUCACCUUCGCGCUUAUCAUUGGACGACCUUACGUCAGCGAGCUACGCCGCUUUGCUCCGGAUUUCUAUCGUCUCUACGGCCCUCCGGAACCUGUCCACUUCUCUGCCAUGAGUCUCCCAACAUCCAGCGCAGCCAAGCUUGUAAAUUCCCUCAGCGACGUCAGGUGUUCUGUGUAUGUGCCUUUCCAUCGUGUCUUGGAUCACAUGGUCAACACGAUCGAACUCCCUGGUUACGUCAUAUCACCCAGUCUUGUCAAAUACGUUGUGAGGACUUAAAUGCAGAAUGGAGGGUGUGUUAGGCAAUAUUUAUGUGUGCCAGUAUAUAUAUAUGCAUUAUGCAUUUUAUAUUUAAUACUUUUGUGUGAUAACAGCAAGCAAAUUAUUCUUUUAUCUGGUGUUUGUGAUAGUGUGACGGUGGUGCCUUUAUUGUUACUUAGGUGCGUAUUGUUGUUUGUAACAUAUGUAUAUCUAGUCUUGUUCUUGGCAUGGAGAAAAGAAAGUACUCGCUAUUAUUUUCACUGCAGUCAUUUUCUGAAGUAAUUCAUUGUCAUCGUCAUUGUCAUUUACUUGUGAAAUUCCCUUUUAUUUGGUAUUUAUUUUACUGUCUGUGAAACAAGGUACUUAUGACUGUUACUUACUUUUAAAAUGUGCCUGAUAGUAUAUACAUUUAAUACAUGUGUAAAUAAAUUUGCCAUUUUGAAA